UCCUCACUCAGAUAUUGAUAGUGUCCGUGAAGUUCUUGGAGAAAUGAAAACUUCUUGAAAGAAGCUUCGACCAAUGUAUCUUCCACAUCUCCAAUCCAUACCUCUUGAAAAGGGUAUGAAUUGGAAACCUACCUGGAAAAGUACUCCAUUACUCGACAACUUUGUCCGCCGGUUUCAAUAUUCGGUGGAUGAUGUUGUAGACGGAGCAGCGGCUAAAUAUGUUAAAGAACACAAUAUCUUUGUGAACUUAAAGCAUGAGAUAGCAGCGUUCAUCUUUAAUGUGAAUAAAAUUCAUUCCAUUCAAGAUGGGUUCUUUUCCCCUGGUAUUCUUUGGUCUCAAAGGGUUUUAUACCCAUUUGAUUCUAAUAAUACCAGGUUUGCUAAUGAAUCCCUUGAUUUAUUUGAAAAACAAGUAGGACCCCCUUUCUCUAGCUUAUUAGGGGCCUACCAAGGAGUUCCAUUAGUGACUGGUAGAUUGGCUCAGGCCAUUGAAGGUGGUGGGAAGCGGAGGAUCUUUGCUAUAUGUAAUUAUAUAAAACAAAGACUUCUGCAUCCCGUCCAUAUUUGGGCUAUGACUGUACUAUCAAGUCUUAAGACUGAUGGUACAUUCAACCAAGAACGUCCGUUGCAGUAUCUAAGACUUAAAAGACCGAAGUCUUGUUACUCUUUUGAUUUAAAAUCAGCAACAGACCGUUGGCCAUUGAGUGUUAUAUACACCUUAAUCGAAAUGAUUUGGGGUAGUACUUUAGCAUCUUCAAUAGUCAACAGUUCUUUGGGUCUUAACACCUUUCUCGUAUCACCUCCUAUGGUGAAGAAGAUUAGUGAAGUAGCCUUUCUUACUGGACAACCGUUAGGUUACUACGGUUCAUGGUCACUGUUCUCGCUGUCCCAUCACUAUAUAGUGUGGUUGGCGACUUUGAAGGCUUAUCCGCUACGAAGCACCCCGUUUGUUGAUUAUGCCCUUCUUGGUGAUGAUAUCCUAAUCACCGACAAGAAGGUGGCCAAUCAGUACAGUAGGUUAUUGGAUAGACUCAGUGUUACCAUUUCAUUUGCUAAAUCAAUAGUAUCUGAAAAUGGAACAAUUGAGUUUGCUAAGAGGUUUUGGAUACGAGAUAUGCAAAAAGAUAUCUCUCCCAUCUCUCUCAAAGCUUUAACCUCCUGUAGAACGACUGUAGGCCUGUGCCAAUUGUCCUGCCGAUACUCGAUAGAAAUAUCGACUUUACAAAGGCUAGCGGUUUAUUGA
Solanum stenotomum is the source of this 1243-nucleotide messenger RNA. RefSeq lists its product as uncharacterized. The record is from RefSeq and is a predicted model, not a curated record. NCBI's taxonomy places the organism in Eukaryota, Viridiplantae, Streptophyta, Magnoliopsida, Solanales, Solanaceae. The coding region runs from base 74 to 1243 and encodes 389 amino acids. The transcript is spliced from 2 exons.